Menidia menidia (Atlantic silverside) is the source of this 4830-nucleotide messenger RNA. NCBI's taxonomy places the organism in Eukaryota, Metazoa, Chordata, Actinopteri, Atheriniformes, Atherinopsidae. The record is from the annotation of a GenBank genome assembly.
AUGGUGACAGAAGAAAACGCACGACUGAGGAGCUCCACCGAGGCCAAAGCCUACAAGGCCUCGCAGGAACAAGAGCCAGCCGUAGACUGGAGCGAAGGCACUCAGCAGGCCUCCAGUGAGGAGCGAGAUUUUCCACUGAAAAAUUCCAAAUCCAAUGGCUUCGAUUGCAUCGUCUACUGUAAAGGUUCCUGUAAGAGAGCCAUUUGCAGACUGGUGGCCCACAGGGGCAGCUCUUGCUGUGGCUAUCGUACAGAUCUCAUUGUCUGUGCCCUGGUCCUCAUCGAUGUGGCUCACAAAAAGUACAACAUGGAAUUCGAGAGCUUGGAGGAGCGGUGUAACCGGAUUCUGAGAAACAUGGAGGCUGCCCUGACAGCCCGGGAUCGGGUGGGAAUCCAAGAUUUUGUUCUCCUGGACGCCUACACAAGUGAGACUGCCUUCCUGGACAACCUGAGGAAACGUUUCCAUGAGAAUCUCAUUUACACGUACAUUGGGACUCUCCUCGUUUCAGUCAACCCAUAUAAAGAUUUAGACAUGUUCAGCAAGAAGCAAAUGGAUACGUACAUGGGAGUAAACUUCUUUGAGCUGCCGCCUCAUAUAUAUGCUCUGGCUGAUAACGUCUUCCGCACCAUGCUGUCUGAGUUCAACAACCACUUCAUCUUGAUCUCAGGAGAGAGCGGGGCCGGAAAGACAGAGGCCUCCAAGAAAAUCCUUCAAUUCUACGCCGUCAGCUGUCCAAGCACCAAACUCCUGAACAAUGUCCGGGACAGGCUGCUUCUGUCUAAUCCAGUGCUUGAAGCUUUUGGAAAUGCCAAAACCCUGAAAAACGAUAACUCUAGCCGCUUUGGAAAAUACAUGGACAUCCAGUUUGACCACCAGGGAGGAGCCGUCGGUGGUCACAUCCUCAGUUACCUCCUGGAGAAGUCUCGUGUGGUCCACCAGAACCACGGGGAGAGAAACUUCCACAUCUUUUACCAGCUGGUGGAGGGCGGAGAGGAUGACCUGCUUCGGUGGCUUGGCCUGGAGAGAAACUGCAAGAACUACCGUUACCUAGUGCAGGGAGAUUGUGCCAAAGUUAGCUCAAUUAAUGAUAAAAGUGAUUGGAGGACAGUGCGAAAGGCCCUCUCUGUCAUAGACUUCAGUGAGAGCGACACUGAGCACCUAUUUGGAAUCAUUGCUAGUGUGCUCCACUUGGGAAAUGUCAAGUUUGAAACAAAUGCUCGAGGAUAUGCCACACUCAACAACAACCAGGAGAUGCACUGGGUGUCAAAGUUGCUGGGGAUUCCUCAUCAGGUGUUAAAAGAGGGCCUAACCCACAGAAAGAUUGAGGCCAAAACAGAGGAGGUGCUCAGCCCCUUCUCCGUGGAUCAUGCAGUGUAUGCCCGGGAUGCCCUCGCCAAAGCCAUCUAUGGCCGUACCUUCAACUGGUUGGUGGACAAGGUCAAUGAUUCAUUAGUUAACAAGUUUUGCAUCAACUACUGCAAUGAAAAACUGCAGCAGCUUUUCAUCCAGCUGACCCUCAAAUCAGAGCAAGAAGAGUACGAGAUGGAAGGGAUUGAAGAUGAGGAAUGUUUACGCCCUGGAGAGGCCACAGACCUCACCUUCCUGGAAAAGAUGGAGGAAAAGAUCGGUGGUCAUCCACAUUUUGUUACGCAUAAACUUGCCGACAAAAAAACGAGGAAAACAAUGGAAAGAGGAGACUUCCGCCUCUUGCACUAUGCUGGGGAGGUCACAUACUGUGCUGUUGGUUUCUUGGACAAAAACAACGAUCUGUUGUAUCGAAAUGGAAAAGAGGUUAUGCGACAGUCCAAGAACGCCAUCAUCAGACGCUGUUUUCCCUCUGAACCAGACAGCAAAAAGAGACCUGAAACCGUGGUGACCCAGUUUAAGAACAGCUUGGUUGGACUGACUGAGAUCCUAAUGUCCAAAGAGCCCUGGUAUGUCCGCUGCAUUAAGCCCAAUGAAGCCAAGCAGCCAGGGCAAUUUGAUGAUGUGUUGGUGAGACAUCAGGUUAAGUAUCUGGGUCUGAUGGAGCACCUGAGGGUCAGACGUGCUGGGUUUGCCUACCGUCGUAAAUAUGAAAUCUUCCUCCAGAGGUAUAAGCCUCUAUGUCCAGACACCUGGCCCAACUGGAGGGGCACGGCAGCCGAAGGUGUGCGGUGCCUGAUCAAAUACCUCGGCUAUAAACCUGAUGAGUACAAAAUGGGCAGGACAAAGAUUUUCAUCCGCCACCCCAGAACUCUGUUUGCAACAGAGGAUGCCUUCCAAGUCUGCAAGCAUAAGCUAGCAACAACAAUUCAGGCCAAGUAUAAAGGCUACCGGGUGAAAGGAGACUACCUAAAACAGAAGGAAGCAGCCACUAAGAUUGAGAACUGCUGGAGAGGUCUGAUGGCAAGGAAGGAACGUGAGAGGAGAGCUUGGGCUGCCAAGGUCAUCAAGAGGUUUAUUAAAGGUUUCAUGACCCGAAAUCAACCAGCAUGCAUCGAUAACAGUGAGUACCUGGCCUACGCAAGGCAGAGCUACCUCAUGCGAUUGAAAGGAAACCUUCCCAAAACAGUCCUGGAGAAAGACUCCUGGCUCACCCCUCCACCGAUUAUGAACGAGGUAUCCCAGCUCUUGAAAAAGAUCUAUACUCGCCUCAUGGUGCGGAAGUAUGUCAGAGGAAUCACUCCUCAAAGAAAAGCUCAGUACAGUGUGCCAGUGGUGAAGUAUGACAGGAACGGCUUCAGGCCUCAUCUCCGGCAGCUUAUCUUCACCCAGAGAGCUGCUUACCUAGUCGAGGAGGCCAAGAUCAAGCAACGGAUCGAUUAUGGGGAUCUGGUUCUACAGUGUGACUACCUGUUUGAGACUUUGACUAAGCUGAGCUUCAUUGCAAACAAGGAGAACAGCAUCAAAGUGGUGCAAGGAAGUGUUCGAUUUGACAUCCAGCCUGGAAGAGAGGGUUUCGUUGACUUCAAAAGUGGUCAGGAGUCGAUGAUCUACCGGACAAGGAAUGGCCAUUUGAUGGUGCUGUAUCAGCAUUAUCAGCACACUGUAGAUCAAAUAAAGGCAGAUUUGACGGGAUACGUUUUUGAAGUUCACACGGGCAAGUUAGACUCUAAGUUCAAAGCUGUCCUGGUGAACUCGACUAAGUGGCAGUACUACGGCACGCUUAACGUCGCCGGCACUCUUCAAAUGACAUGGAACACCUCCUUAGUCAGAGCAGAAAGAGUCAAUAUAGAGCUUUGGGGUUACAGAGAGACUGGAAAGCCUUAUUCUGAGGAGUGGCAUGGUGAGUGGGAGUAUCUGUACUCUCUUGCGAAGGAUUAUCCAAAUAAUGGCUCCUUCAGCUUUUUGCCAAAACCAGCAGAAAAUGGCAUUUCCAGUUGGGAGCUUGGCUCUCUCCGUGUCAGCUCGAGCAGCCACCCGGAUGGCAUGCGGAAUGUUCAAGCUGCGUGGACAGAGGAUCACGCUUUGGCCUGGCAUCUAGAGGAGAGGUUUAGGGAGAACUCAACAGUUUGGGCUCUUGAGAAAUGCCUUUCUUGGGAUCAGCUGGAAAAUCAGCUGCCCAACUUCCUCAGUGAGAUCAUCGACUGUCCCUGCACUCUGGCUCAAGCACGGGCAGACACAGGGAGGUUUCAUACUGAUUAUGGAUGUGACAUAGAGAAAGGGAGUGUAUGCACCUACCAUCCUGGAAGUGUUCACUGUGUAAGAGCCAUACAAGCCAGUCCUAAGUAUGCAGCAGGACAACAGUGUUGUUACGACAGCACUGGGGCUCAGGUCCUGACAGCGGACUCAAUUGGGGGCAGUACUCCAGACCGAGCGCACGACUGGGGCUCGCCUCCCUACAGAAAACCUCCUCGAAUUCCCGGACAAUCGCAUUGGGUCUACGAUGUCCUCAGCUUCUACUACUGCUGCCUGUGGUCCGACAACUGUCACUACUACUUCAAACAUCGGCCCUCCAGUGACUGCAGGAGAUACCAGUCACCUAGUUCGGCCGUGGUGUUCGGAGAUCCCCACUUUAUAACGUUUGAUGGUGUCAGCUACUCUUUCAACGGCAAAGGGGAAUACACUCUGUUGACCUCAGCAGAGAAGCGAUUGACAAUCCAAGCAAGAACGGAGCCUGUUAAUGGAACGAUCAAAGCAACAAAGUUGUCAGCUGUUGCAAUGAGAGAGGCAUCCUCUGACGUUAUUGAGGUGCGUCUUGUCAGCGGAAAUACGGGACUUGAAGUGCUGCAUAAUCAGAAAGCCCUCUCCUUUUCUGAGCAGAGCUGGAUGGACCUGCACGGUGUGUUUGUGUUUUCUCCGUCCUCCACGAAUGUGACCGUGAUGUUCUCCUCUGGGGCUGGGGUGGAAGUGCGACGGACAGAAGAAACCAUGAUGACCACUGUCCUUCUGCCAGAGGAAUUUAAAACGACUACUCUCGGACUGCUGGGAAACAUGAACAGCGAUGCCAAAGAUGACCUUGUUCUUAGCGAUGGGCAGCUUGUGCAGAACAACAGCAAUCCAGAAGAGCUCUUCCGCUUUGGGGCAAGCUGGGCAGUGAUGAACACGUCAGCCUUAUUUACGUACGAUUCAGAGUAUCUUCUGGACCAGUAUUACCACGCCCCUAGACACGACCCAAGUUUUUCUCCAGUGUUUUCUGUCCCUGAAAAUCCAGACGAUCCACUGACCAAUCAGGCUGCUGAGAUCUGUUCUGGAGAGGGCUCUCAGUUCUGUAGGUAUGAUAUCCUGGUGGGUCGAAGUCCGAGAAUGGGAAAUGCUACACGAAUGUCUUUCCAGAGUCACAUUUCUCUUGUCGAGGAUCUGAAACCAGAAAAAGUUCACAUUCAGAAGAAGCAGGAAAAAUUGUAA